Patella vulgata (common limpet) is the source of this 3662-nucleotide messenger RNA. Its product is annotated as pyridoxal phosphate homeostasis protein. Gene Ontology annotation, molecular function: pyridoxal phosphate binding. The transcript is spliced from 8 exons. The coding region runs from base 176 to 1165 and encodes 329 amino acids. Gene Ontology annotation, cellular component: intracellular anatomical structure. The record is from RefSeq and is a predicted model, not a curated record. NCBI's taxonomy places the organism in Eukaryota, Metazoa, Mollusca, Gastropoda, Patellidae.
UGAUAUUUUGGAAACUAGGAACUCGAGUCUAGUUGUUGUUUAAUUUUCUCGGCAUUUGGCAUAACAGUAAUAGGUUUAACCUUAAAAACUACCAGUUUUAAAAAUUAUUCUCUCUGAGGAUUUAUAAAUCAUGAGAUGAAGUUACUGAGAUGAUACUGAGUUUUGAUCUCUGGAGAUGUUGCGUAACAUAGUAAUGAUGGCGGCCAAUAUCAGUCAAGCUCAAGUGAGCGCAGUUUCUCGAGAGAAAAUCCAGUCGUCGCUGAAGACGGUAUUGGAGAAGAUUUCGGCUGUGUCGUUGAAACGGCCAGAUGUACGUUCUACAAGACGACCUCGUCUUGUAGCUGUAAGUAAAACUAAACCACCAGAGGCCGUUUUAGCAGCAUAUGACUCCGGACAGAAACAUUUUGGGGAAAAUUAUGUUAUGGAAUUGAUAGAGAAAAGCAAUGACGAAGAGAUCUUGGAAAAAUGUAAAGAUAUAAAAUGGCAUUUCAUUGGACAUUUACAAAAAAAUAAAGUAAAUAAGGUCAUUAUGAUUCCAAAUCUGUAUGUUAUAGAAACAGUUGAAUCAGAGAAAAUAGCCCAAUCGUUAAACACAACUUGGUCAAAAUUUAACAAAGAGAGGCAACUAAAGAUCAUGGUACAGGUUAAUACAAGUGGAGAAGAAAAUAAACAUGGCUGCGAUCCCAGUGAGGUCAGUAAAGUUGUUCGUUUUAUAAAAGAAAAAUGUCCAAGUUUAGAGUUUAUUGGUUUGAUGACCAUUGGUUCAUUUGAUCAUGAUUUAUCAAACGGUCCAAAUCCAGAUUUUAAGAAAUUAUUAGAAUGUAGAGAUAAGGUGUGUGAAGAUGUUGGUUUAUCAAGAGAGGAUAUAGAAAUUAGUAUGGGAAUGUCCAACGAUUUUGAACAUGCUAUUGAACUAGGCAGCACAAGUGUUCGUGUAGGGAGUACAAUAUUUGGAGCUCGAUAUUAUCCUAAUAAAACUGCUAAUGGUCCUGUAAAGACUACAGAAAAUGGUCCUGUAAAGACUACAGAAAAUGGUCCUGUAAAGACUACAGAAAAUGGUCCUGUAAAACUUGCAGAUGAUGGUACUGUAAAACCUGAAAAGAAUCUGAGUAUAGGUUUAGAAAAUUUAUCAGUUAAAGAAAAAGAGAAGUCUGAUCAGAGAUAAGAACAAUACUUGACUAAUGUAUUUGAAUCUAUAUAUAUAUAGAUAAGGGAAAACUGUUCCAUGUUGUGUAUUGACUUCUAAAGCAAUUGCUGAACCUACUCCUAAUUCACCUCAAAGAUAUGAGUAAUCCUAUUAUUCUUAAAAAUACUCAUUCAAAAAUGUGGAUUGAUUUUAUAGUAAAUAUUAAUUAGUUUGUUUGAAAGUCUUCAAGUACUUAUUUCAAAUAUUUUUCAUAUUUUUUUUUCUUGGGAUUGAUUGAUCAUGUUUCAAUCUCAGAUUAAGAUAAAAUAACUCAGUGAUUAAUAUUGAUGAGAAUUUUAAAUUAUUGUUUUUUGUAUGAUUGUUAAGAAAUGAAAUUAUUCAAUGAUGAUGUAUAAUAAUAUAUUUUCUAUCUCAGAUCAUUUUGUUUACUUCAAUUUAUUAAGAUUAAGACUGAUCAUUUUCUAAAGAAUUUUAAAACUUAGAACUAUAUUAGUUCAUUAUUUCUCUAGAAAAUUGUGUUUGGAUACAUUCAAGAUAUUUGUUCCCCAAAACAGUAUAUCUUAUAUUUUUUGAUCUACCAAUUAAGCUGCCAUUGUGAUCUUUAGUGUCUUCCUUCACACAUGCAAGAUGAUGAAUGGAUGAACACUAAUUAAAGUUGCCAUACAAUGUGAAAUGUGUGCCCUCAGAUAGCAAUAGCUAAAAUAAUGGUUGAUGGUCUGUAUUUAAGAGAUUUAAUUCAUAUUUGGUUUAUUAUAUUUAGAUUAUAAAAAAGAGACCAAAUUACUCACAUUAAUAAGUACAUUAUCGUAUGACCCUUGACAUUCUUUAUGGAUGAAUUAUUUAAGGAACAUUUAUUAAUUGCUGACUAAGAAUAAAAUAUUACACAAGCAUAUAGAGUAUAAGUAACUUGUAUUCCAUAUAAUUGUGUAAUGUAUUAAUCUUUAUGGGUGUUAACUUUGCUACUUUUGGGUGCAUUUAUUCCAUCUUGAAACCUAUAUUUGUGUGGUGGUGGUUUGUAAGGAUCUUGAUGUAUAUUUGAAAAAUUAAUAGAUUGUGCAAUUAAUGUAAAUGUGUACAAUAGACCUGUAAGUGUAUCUAUUGUACAUGUUUAACUCUUUAACUAUAAAUGGCUGCGGCUUCACAUGUUAUGAAACCCAAUCCCCUAUUGGCUGACAAAUAUGUAAAUGAUAAAAACUAGCCAACCAGGCAGGCUAUUAUAAUCAAACACAAACAUCUGUUGAUAGCAUAAUAUGAAGAGAUUUCCGAAAUUACAUACUUUAUGAGGAGUUUGUGACUGAAUUAUAAAAUGAUGGUGCGACUUGUACUUGUUCAGAACAGAUUGUCUGUGCAUGUAAUUAGUUUUUAUGUGUCAUGGUUGUUUUUUUUAUAUACCUGAGGCACGAUAUGCAAUAUACAGAGUAUUUUUUAGCAUUAACUGUGGGGACCUGCAGAGACCCUAUCAAUUUUUAAGUAAUUUAUAAUAAUUGAAAUGUGAACGUUACAGAUCCACAGUAUAAUAAUAAUUAUCAGGUAGUUGUUUCCAAUAAAGGUAUGGCAAUUUGGGUAUAUAUGGAAAGAGACUUAGACAAGCUUAUACACUCACCCGACUUCACCUGCUGCCUUGACAGAGGAGUGGAAUGGUUGACUUAAUAUAGUGAUCCGCCGAGUGAAUGUUAUUGUUUAUGUUCCUGAUGUCUUUAAGUAGCUGUUUGAUUUAUGUUCCUGUUCCCGAUGUAAAUAAAUCCUAUAUUCUGUUACAGGACUUGUGAAGGUGGAAGUAGGAGAUGUUAUUUACCAUUAAGAUUUAGGUCUGCUCUAGGAUAAAUCCCUCAACAAAAUAUACCAGUUGUAUUACAGAGCACAAAUCAAGCUAUUCUUGAGACUGCUCAAAUUUUUCAACACACCUUUUUAUUACCAUGGUCACCCAAAUCAGGAAAUUGUAGCCUUUGGACACUAAAGGCAACACAGCUACAAGUUGUGAUGGGUUUUGUGUAUAUUACAGACUAUUUCUACCCUAUCCAGAACACUUGAUUCCUCUUGCCUCAUCAAUUGGAAGGAUGUUAUGCUGUUUCCUUCAGUCUAUCUCACCGUUUGAUGACGAAUCACGAAUUCUGGAUUUAUUUACAUUAUGGAUAGUACAAUAUUUAUUACAUACCUCAAAGUAAAAUUAACAUAUAUAUUAUCAUGAAAGACUUUUUAAUUCUUUAAAUAAUCUAAUAUAUUACAUAUCAUUCCUUAUAAAUAUAUAUUGUAUACAUGUGCAUGAAAAUAUGUUAAAAGCAAAAUAUUCUGAGCAAUCAUCAAUCCUAGCAUUUUUAAAUAUAUUCUUAAAAAUCUAUCUACAAUAAAUAAAAACUUAAAAUUAUCAACCAUCAAACCGAUUUAGGAAUUAUUUAUCAAAUAAGUAGAUCAACAAUAAAUUGUAUUAUUGUAAAUGGUUUAGUACAUUAUCUGUAUCAGAUUUCAUUUCUAACAGAACAGUGAAUGACAAAUAAAAUAAAGUUUUUAUCACUAA